CAGAACAUGGGGUACAUUUGAUGCUGCUUCCCUGUCGUCUCACCUUCCUCCUCCUCACAUGCCGCCAGGCCACUGCAUCCAUGCAUGUGCUUCCACAUGCGCUCUUUACGUACGUAGCCGGAUUUUUUCCCUAAAAUUCUCUGCCAAUCUGCCGGAAAACCAACACUGUCGUCGUUGGAAAACUGCGCCACCGCCGGAAUAUGCCCCCACAACCGGAGUCUGCUACUUCCAUUACAAACUGAUCAUAUUCAGUCAAAAAACCGACUUAGUCAUAAGUUGUGAAAAGACACUAUUUCCCAUUAAGAUGCUCAUUAAGA
Molecule: messenger RNA, 317 nt
Organism: Cuscuta epithymum
Lineage: Eukaryota; Viridiplantae; Streptophyta; Magnoliopsida; Solanales; Convolvulaceae
Source: the annotation of a GenBank genome assembly